CAUCCUGUGCGGCUUCUAUUCUGAAAAUAAUGUUUCGAAACCAGUAUGAUAGUGAUGUUACUGUAUGGAGUCCGCAAGGACGACUGCACCAAGUCGAGUACGCAAUGGAAGCGGUUAAGCUUGGAACUGCAACUGUUGGGUUAAAAAAUCGUGAUUUUGCUGUUUUGGUUGCCCUUUCCAAACCAUCGUCGGAGCUGUCAGCUUCUCAGCGUAAGAUUAUUCCUAUUGAUGAUCACUUGGGAAUAUCCAUCGCUGGCAUAACUGCUGACGCUCGUGUGAUUAGCAGAUACUUACGUUCUGAGUGCUUAAGUUACAAGCAUUCUUACGGCUCGACUUAUCCGGUAUCUCGUUUGAUUACAAAUCUUGGUAAUAAGAUGCAAACGACCACUCAACGGUACGAUCGACGUCCCUACGGAGUGGGCCUUCUUGUUGGUGGCUAUGAUGAAAAGGGGCCUCAUAUAUAUCAAGUCACACCGUCUGCGACUUUUUAUAAUUGCAAAGCUAAUUCUAUUGGGUCCCGCUCACAAAGUGCACGUACAUAUUUGGAGAGAAAUCUGGAUACAUUUUUAAACUGUUCGAACGAUGAAAUUAUAUGCCACGGAAUAUCAGCGAUUCAUGGCUCCUUGCCCACAGACGAAAUGCAGAGUAGAAAUGAGAGUGCAUCUCAAUUGAAUAUCACAAUUGCCAUUGUCGGCAAAAAUCAGCCGUUUAAAAUUCUCUCUGAAAAAGAAACCCAGAUAUAUCUAACAAUGGCUUCAGAGAAAGGGGCUCCUCCCGCUAAUCAACCUUAUGAUGAUGAUGAAAGCACAUCGCAGGCAGGUCCAUCAACCUCUGGACCUAGAGACCCAAUCGUAGCUGUCGCAACGGAGGAGUAGAUUUUUGAGAGCAUAUAUGUCUUUAUAAAAGCAUUAAAUAAAUGGUGAAUAAAUUCAAAAAUAUCAUUAA
Drosophila persimilis is the source of this 945-nucleotide messenger RNA. It is a transcript of the gene Prosalpha6, whose product is annotated as proteasome subunit alpha type-1. Gene Ontology annotation, cellular component: nucleus; proteasome core complex; proteasome core complex, alpha-subunit complex. Bases 30 to 875 code for a protein of 281 amino acids. The record is from RefSeq and is a predicted model, not a curated record. Gene Ontology annotation, biological process: ubiquitin-dependent protein catabolic process. The transcript has 3 exons. NCBI's taxonomy places the organism in Eukaryota, Metazoa, Arthropoda, Insecta, Diptera, Drosophilidae.